AUGGGCAAAUCGGCUGAUUCGGAUCCUAUCACAUCUUCGACGUCACGCUCCUCACCGUCAUAUACCUCCCAAGCCUUAGCACUUCACAACGGGAUGGGCGGUCCCCAUCCCAGCGCUACCCAAACCGUCCAGCCCAUAAACGUCGCCGGCGAGAUCACAGACAUGAUGCCAUACCGUGACAACCCCCCAACUCGUAGCGCCAGAGGGUCAAGCUCUCGCCGUCGACCAUUACCAGAAUCUUCUUACGGUUCUAGCUCUAGCUCUGGCUCCGGAUCCUCCGGCGCUGCAACACCACUACAGUAUUCGCCUACUGUGUCAUCAGGGCACGCCCAGGCGCAGGGUUUGCAUAUGGGGAUGGCUUGGGCGCGGCCUCAUCACAUUCAGCCGUAG
Pseudogymnoascus verrucosus is the source of this 390-nucleotide messenger RNA. RefSeq lists its product as uncharacterized. The transcript is spliced from 2 exons. Lineage: Eukaryota; Fungi; Ascomycota; Leotiomycetes; Thelebolales; Thelebolaceae. The record is from RefSeq and is a predicted model, not a curated record. Bases 1 to 390 code for a protein of 129 amino acids.